Messenger RNA from Ilex paraguariensis (yerba mate), 489 nucleotides. The record is from the annotation of a GenBank genome assembly. Lineage: Eukaryota; Viridiplantae; Streptophyta; Magnoliopsida; Aquifoliales; Aquifoliaceae.
AUGAAUAUUAAUAGUAGUAGGGAUAAGGGGAAAGCCAUUAUAACCCCAAGGAGGGAUGUGGAAGGAUCCAUAGGGGUUCCACAGUGCUCUAAUGGGUCACAAGAUGAUACCCAUGUAACUACUAACACUAUUAUUGCUAUUAUUGUGAGUGAUAAAAAUCAUGCAGAGCUGUCUGCUAAGCCAAUUCAAUCCUCUAACAAAUUUGAAAGCUUAAAUUUUGAAGGAGGUGAAAUUAUUGUGGAUUUAUCCCCAGCCCCUGGUACUAAUAGUGGUUAUGUUGCUAUUUUCAAGAGACAAGUUAUGGAGGUCGAAUCCAUGGGGCACAAACUAGAGUCCCCUGUUCAUGGUGGCCUUUUGUCUUCUCUGUUCCUUUGUGUCAGGUUUCUUGCUUUGGCAAUGGGUUGCAGUAUGCUUGUGGCGACUGCUGUUGUUAUUGCAUGUAUGAUACAAGCAAGUUUUGGUGUUGCAGAAAUUGUUCCAGUCCUUUGA